CACCGAUUCCAGGAGGGGCAGAUGGAGACCGAAAAGCCAGAAGAUGAACUUCGUCGUCGACGAGAAAGGGGUCGCCAGUCCCAAGCCAGCUUCCGCAAGCGUCAAGCUGAAGCAACUCGUCGGCUCAAAGAUGAGAAUCGUCGACUUAAAGGUGCAAUUACGAAAAUUAUCAAUGCAACUCAUGUCGAUGAAUAUUCCGAUUUGCUCGAAAGUAUUUUUGAUGCAGUGGAAGGGGCCGGCAUUGAGGCCGACAGACCAGCGCGACGUGGCAUCACAAAAGAUCACGCGGGGCACUUGGUAAACAGUCAGAGACGGAGGCAUCAUAUUGAUAUCGAGGAGUAUGAUGCUGUUGAUGCAGUGGCCAAUGCUUUCGUUCAAAAUUCCAGCGGCGAGAAAAGGCCUGACUCGGGACUUUCAAGUCUACCCUCGAUUAAUCCGCCCCGUCUCACCAGCGGUGCAUGGCUAGAUCCCCUGCAUUACACGCGGUCAUCUCUACCUCCCGAAGACAUCAUACCGUAUUUAGGGAAAGGCUCAAAAACCUUCGCAGGGCGACUUUUCUGGUCUUUCAUGGAACACAAGCAAAUUGGGUGCAAUCAUUCGCAUCCCGAACUACCGGUUCUUAUGCGCGGCUGCUUAAGUCACUCAAAUAUUACGAAGGACGCAAAUUUCUCCUUUAUUCAAGCCACAAUGGAGGCGAGACGAGAGUUCGCGCGAACCGGGACAAUAAGCCUGGAGCACGCAGCGGCUGGAGAAGCAGAUUUGGGCGUGGUGUUACGAGAUCACAUCCUAAAAGAGUACCAUGCUGAAGGCAAAGACCCACGCUCAUGGCUAAGUUGUAUUGGGAUUGAAGAGCGUGUCAAGAGUAUGUUUGGUAAUGACAACUUCAGGCUCCUAGAGAAAGCGGCAAGAGGAGAGGGAGGGUCUGAUUUGCAAGAACCACUGAGCAACAUGAAUUGCAGACUUUACAACACUGCUAGUUGCUUCGGAGAUGGACCAAGGUGGAAUGUCAAUGUUGUUGAUAGCCUGUUUCUUGAGUUGGUAGGCAAGGUAAGUUCUUCCUGCGCUAAAUAGUCACUGCAGAGGGAUGUGUCGCGUAGACAAUUCAUUUAUUGAUAUACGCAAUUGCUUAAAUACUCGCUAUGGGCGCCUAUGGAAAUUGCAAGAAGUCGCAGAGUUUCUGAUCUUGUUCAGCCUCCAGACCCAGUCAACUGUAUCUCAUGCUUCACUUCUUCCAACUAGCGAGAAUUAGUCAGCACAUUUCUACC
This is a messenger RNA of Ilyonectria robusta, 1265 nucleotides long. RefSeq lists its product as uncharacterized. Lineage: Eukaryota; Fungi; Ascomycota; Sordariomycetes; Hypocreales; Nectriaceae. The transcript has 2 exons. The record is from RefSeq and is a predicted model, not a curated record. The coding region runs from base 22 to 1071 and encodes 349 amino acids.